GUGCCGUGCACUUUGUGAAACGGAGAAUAUUUGUAACUCAAAUCGUAAGAGGGAGAGGCCGCGAGAGUGUGCGACAGAGAGGCAGUGUAAAUCUGUGCGUGUACGAGAAAUCGAUAACAGCAGCUGAAGUGGCUAAAGAAGAAGAAGCAGCAGAGUAGUCGAAAGCGCGUGUGUGUCGGUGUCGGCAAAUGGAUUUGGCUUAAUGGAAAACCCAAACAGAAAAUGAUCUGGAGGAAAAAUCUUGAAAAUACGACGCAAUUGUUUUGAGACACCCAAAAAAGAGGCUACUAAGAGUUAGGAUUGGCAAAUAGACUGGAAGAUGCACCUGCAAAUCACGCACAAAACUGCACAACCAGAGGCGUCACAUACCGACAUGGAUUCCGCAUCCCCAGCAUCUCGAGAUGUUCGGCAGUUCCACGAUCUGAUAACCUGCCGACUUUGUCGCGGUUACAUGAUCGACCCAACCACAGUGGAUUAUUGCUAUCACACCUAUUGUCGCAGUUGCAUACUAAAGCAUCUGCUGAGGACAGUUUACUGUCCGGAUUGCAAGGCAAGUGGCGGCAAGGAGAUUAGCGAACUCAAUCUGAAAUCGGAUGAUACCUUACGAUCGCUGAUCUUUAAGCUAGUGCCGGGCCUCUAUCAAAGGGAGUGCAAAGAACUGGCGGAUUUCGAGGAGCAACAUGAGGAUUUGAUGGAUGAACAAAUGCCCAACGAACAGGAGUUCUUCACCUCCACGGAACUUGUGAGCUUAUCCCUUGAAUACCAUCCCGCCAUGCUGCAUCAAUGUGGCGCUGGCGAGGUGCCACCCAUUAUUUACCUGCAAUGUGCCGCUGGGUUGCCCGUGGAGUUGCUAAAGCGCUUCCUCUGCACCAAGUACAACAUCGAGGCAGAGAACAAGUUGGUUGAGGUGGAGGUGACCUACGAGGACGAGGUGUUGCCCUCCAAUUUCACGCUGAUGGAUGUUGGCUACUGUUACAACUGGAGUCGGCAAUCGCCCAUGGCCUUCUGCUACCGCAUUUUGCUGUACGAGAGCGAGCGAGCAAAAAACGAUGAGAACAACCUAUCCAGGAUUAACCAGGACAUUGAACCGGAGCACUCGAUGCGUCGCUCCAAGUCGGCCAAAUCGGUGACAUUUGCCGAGGACCUGGAAUCGGAUAUGGAUUCCGGUUCGGCGCGUUCCAAGGCGCGAAAUAAGACCUCGCCGAAGGUUUCACCCUCAUCCUCCGCGAAGAACAAGCGUGUGGCGACGAGCAAACGGGAACCGGAACCAGAGAGUCCGGUCAGCACCUUCAAGAGUCUUCGCAGCAAUGAUAUGCGCUACAGUGAUUACGCCGUAUCCAAGGUUAAGAGUGAACCGGAACAGGAGCAGGAUGUGCCGCCAAGGGAACUGGAUCAAGUGCCCCUGGUGGCCAACACGAACAUAGUGGUCAGCAUUCCACCCUCGCAGUUGGGCAAAUCCUACGGCGAUGCUGAGGAUUUCGAGCUGAAGACGGCAAAUCGAAAGGGUGUGGGUGUGGGCCAUUUGCCCAAGCUUAAGAUCGAACUAAAUAGCAUGAAGAGCAAGUUGAGUAUGCCAAUGUCGGCUGGUCCGCGACUGGAGGAUACCGGCUCCUCGCAACAACUCGAUCUGGAGACCUAUGCCAAGAACAUUGGCCUGAAACCGAUUGAGCAGCCGAUAGUUCAAGGUAUUGCUACGCCCGAUAGCAAAUUCAGUCCCAAUGCAUCGCCCAUGUCCUCGUGCUCCAGUUCGACCAAUGGAUCCAGCUGUAGUCUGGGCACUGCCGAUGCCAGUACCUCCACGACCACCACCAGCAGUUCACAUCGCAAGCGCAAGAAGAAGCACUCCAAGGAGCCAAAGGAUGCGAAUGGUAAGCGCAAGAAGUUGCAUGCGGAGAUCUCCUCGCAAACGGAUGGCAAAAUGAAGGUGAAGAUCACGGCCAAACCCAAUCACAAGUUUGACCUGAAGAGGUCACAUUCGCUGGCCAGUGGAGAAUUGGCUCUGCAGCAGCUGAAAUUGGAUAGUAAUACCAGCACUUCGGAGGCACUUAAUCGCACUUUGGGCGAAGAGGCAAGAAGUAUUAGUAGCUUGGUGGUGGGUGGAGCACCCACUCCUCCGCCCACGCCCACAACGGAACCAGCGGAGCAGCAGCAGCAGCAGCAGCAACAACAACAACAACAACAACCGCUGAUGAUGGCAAAAAGCAAGGACAUUAACUUGCCCACAUCGCCACCUUUGCCGCCCAGUUUGUUCAAGGCCUUUACGCCCAGCACAACGCCUUCUCCCCCAGCAACAGUGGCGGUAAAACCCAAACAGCAGCAGCAGCAUCAGCAGCAGCAGCAGCCGCAUCAUCAUCAGCAAACGCCGCAGCAACAUCAAGUUGUGGCACAGCAAACCCAAGCUAAAACGAACCCCGCUAAACCGCCGCUAAGCAGCAACAACCAACGCAAACCAUCAUCGGUGGCCGGUGGACACUUUGUGGUGCCACAAGCACCCACCAACCGGAAUAUGUACAAUAUGCAACGCUACCUGUCCACACCCAGUUCGAUAGCCAGUUCGGCCAACAAGCAGCCCAAGCGAUCGCUCUCCCUGGACGAAUCGCAUCCGGCAAAGCAGGCGAGAUUGAACCAGGCCCAGGCGAUGGCCAGCUAUACGGCCAAGUUGCACAUGCAGAACAAUAACCAGUCGGCCAAAUCACAGGCGGCCGCUUUCUUACCCAAUCCCCAGAUGAGAUCAUAUGGUCCCGAAAUGGGCAAUAAGCCAGUGCUGCCGUUUUUGUGCCCCGCCAACUUGAGUUUAUCCCUGCCGAGCACGGCCCAAGUGACAAUUACGCCCAGGCCGAGAGCCACACCGGCGGCCUACUCCUUUCCCGAACCCAAUAGCCAUGUGCCUGCCCUGGAAAUAGUCCGUUUGCCCUCGAAUAGUGCGAGUAAACAGGCAGCAGGAGGAGGAGGAGCAGGAGGAGGUGGUGGUGGAAAAAUGCCAACGCAAAUGCCGCCUCUCAGUCCGCCGGCAAGUUCGGGUGGCCGCCUGAUGGGACCACCAGCGGCUCUGCCCAAACAACAACAAGGACAUGGAGCAGCGGCCAAGAGGAGCAGCCAGAGUCAGUCGCCGCCAAUGCCCCUGCCGAUGACCACGAUUCCAGCGAUUGUCAAGUCGCCGCCGCUGUCAGUUGCGCUUAGUUGCGGGCAAAGGACACAGACCAGCAAAACUCACUCCACAAGCAACUCCACAUCCAACUCCACAUCCAACUCCAACUCCAACUCCAAUGCUUAUCGCACAUCACCGCCUGCAUUAAUAAAUCUGCGCAACACAGCCGCUCCACACUCGUUUCCAUCAAAGUCGAACGCUAAGGUAGAAGCCAAUUCAAAGAAAUCCCCGCCAGCAGCUGGCUGCCAAAGCCAAAGCCAAAGUAAAGCCAAUGGCACCGCCGCAUUGGACAAGUCGUCGAAAACGAGUUUGCGCGAGUUUCGGCCAGCAGUAACCACUCCGGCCACAUCGUCAGCGGCAGCGGCGGCGGCGGCAGCAACGGGAGCAGCAGCAGCAUUAGUCAAGGAUGCCGACAUACUUGAUUUAUCAGCUAACCCGGGCAGGAAUAGCAAUAGCAACAGCACUACCGCCAAAUUGGCGCCCACAUCACCGCCCGCGGGUAAUAACAAUGCAACAGCAACAACAACAACAACUAGCAGCAGCAGCAGCAGCAGCAGCAGCAACAGCCUGGAGGCAGCCUUAAACAAAAUCAAACAGAAUAUAUCCGCCAACAGCAAUGGUGGACCAACGACCACAGCAGUCAGUUCGAAUGGAAAUAGCAUUAGCAGCAGCGGAAUUAGCAGCAGCAGCAGCAGCAUCACCAGCGGAAUCAGCGGCAGCAGCAGCAGCGGCAGCAACGGCGAUGAUCUACAGAAUUUGCAAAUGCUUUCGGAAUCGGCAACGGCCAGGGAGAAGAUCUCCAUAAAGGCAGCAGCAGCAGCCGGCAGCAGCGGUAGUAGUAGUAGUAGUAGUGGCGGUACUAGCAGCAGCAAGCCCAAGAAUGCCAAUGCGUUGGUGAGACCUCAGAAUGCCUCGGUUAGGAGUAUACCCAAUCCCUCGGCUCUGGCCUUUCGCAAUCAGCCUGCGGCUGCAGCAGCACCAACAACAACAACAACAACAACAACGCCAGCAGCGGCUCUAAGCAAACCGUUAACUGUGCGGGCCGAGGAAAAGCCCAAGUUGUCCGCUACCAAUAAUCCCGGUUCGCUUAGCCCCACCAGCAGCAGCAGUAGCAGCAGCAGUAGCAGUAAUAGCCACACUGGAUGCAGUGCAGCCACAUCGCCGCGGGCAAUGACCAAGAAACCGACGACCAUUGAUCAAGUGGCAGCCAAUUUGAAUAUACGUGCCGAGGCCAAGGCCGCUGCCCUCGCCGAAGAGGCGCCACCCGUUCUCAGUUGCAAUGCGGCCAAAUCCCCGGAAUUGGCCAAAACGACGACGGCGGCCACAAUCGGAGGAUCACGGACGGAGCCCAAGGAGACGGCCAUCACCGUUUCGGCGGCCAGCACGCUGCUGCCCAUGCCCUCCAGUGUGUCCGGUGUGUCCGGCGUUCCGGAAUCGCUGUCCAAGCCGCCCGUCCAGAUUGCCAAUGCUCCGGUGGCGAGUUCCGCUUAGUCACAAGCGUUUCUUUGGCUGUGCGGAACGCAAAUGUAUCUUGUGGCGCCGCUGGAGAAUCUACAGAAUACCGACAACAUCUGAAGGUGAUGAAAAACGAACGGAUCAACAACAAAACCAAAACGAAUGAAAAGCAAAACACCAGCAACACCUGCAGCACAAGCUUACCAACCUCGCUCCCGAAGAAAAAGUGCAAUUUAAUUAAUCAGUAGAAUGAUCGUAAGCCUUAGAACUAACCCGAAAUACACUCAACGCUAAGCAAUAACAUAUAUACACAGGCCAACAGAAUAUAAGUAUCUGCUUUGGAUAGGGAAACCGCAUCAUUUGCAUAUGUAUAUGCAAAUAUUUGCAAUCGAAUUAGUACGCGACUAAAUAAAUAAUCCAAGCAAAUUUCAAAAAUGCCACCAACAAAAUUAAAUUCAUUAAUUAAUAAUCCAAGAGUGACAGGGACAGAGACAGACACAGAGAGAGAGAGAGAGAGAGAGAGAGAGAGAGGGGAAUGAGGCGAGGAGGAGAAUAAUAAUCAAAAGCGCUGGCGUUCGCUGGCAUUUUCGAAAGCAGUCGAAGGCAGCAACAAAAUUAAUUAUAAAAUAUCAACAGCAAAUAUGUGUUAAACCGAGAUAAGGUCAAACACACAAACAAACACAUGCCUUUAAUAGAUAGAUCUUCGGUUGGCAUUUUGCUUUUUUGGGGGAAAGUCCAAACGAAACCAAACAAAACAAUUAACAAAAAAAUUAUAUAGCAAAUUAUUUUAAAAUGGGCGAUAGUAAAACAAAAACUGAUAGGGAAAAAAAAGGAAAAUCGCAUCAGGAAUAUUUGAUUACAAACUGAGUGCCGAAAGUGUUUGGCCCACACCCUUCGGAAAAACUGCCACGAAGUGUGAAAAUUCGGAAGUGGUGGUGGUGGUGGUGGCGGCGUUGGCUAGAUUGUUCGGAAGGGAACACACUCGCACAUAGCGAAAGAUACAGCCAGCCCGAUACCCGAUACACACUCACGUUCUUCAUCGGGGCGAUAAAAUUUUAACGAUUUUGCGCCGCUUUGAGCGAGCGUGUCAGGCAUAAAGAUACAAAACAAUACUUGGGCAUAUAAACAAAAGCAAACAGAAACGGAAUAAUGAAAAUAACAAACUCGCACUGGCACAACACACAUGCGUAUAUAUUUAUAUACAUAUGUAUACCCAAAUAAAAUAUAUCUUGUAGAUACUUUUUCGUAUUAGUUGUUUAAGCGAGUUACGUUUAAUUGCAGCACGAACUUUGUACAUAAAUUUCAAAAUCGAAGCCAGGCAAAAAAAAAACCAGCACCCCAGCACUUGGAAAUGAAUUUUAAUUUUUAGAGCUUCGACCAAAUGAAAUACUAUAUAUAUAUAUAUAUAUACACGAACACGCAUUAUACAGAUAUCGAUAUACUCCUUCUUAUAUUUACGAUAUUCGUACACUCGAAAAAAGGCUUUAGGUUUUCGUACUUUUAUUCUCUUCUUGCUCUUAGCUGAUAUUUUUUGUUUUGUUAUUUAUACACAUAUUGUCUGUACAUAUUCUAAGCGAAGAAACAAAAAGAUGAAUUAUAAAGUUUAUGAGGGAGGAAGGUAAAAAACACUAAAUUGUAUGAGUUUCAUAGAGGAAUAGCUGGAUUAUAGAAUGGUGGUAGAGCCAACCCUUGAUUUAUCCGUAUCUUUUUGCAACCCCCUGCUCGUGGGCAGCAUCCCUCGUGAUCGCCACGAAAAAUUAACAUAAUUUCCAGGCAAUCAAACAAAUUGAAAGGCCUCGGAUCGACCUCCAGCUAUUCCAAACACUUUGGCUCGACUCCUGAUUGUUGUAUAUUUAUUUAUUCCUAUUAUUGAGAUAUAUAUAUUAUACAAUUAUAUAUAUAUAUAUAUAUAUAUAUCUAGUUGUAUAUGUGAAGGCUUUGAUCGGAACGUUCGACUUAUUUAAGCGGAUAUUGUACUGUUCGGACACCUUAACUAAAUAAACCUAUGAAUACUUAAAUAUAUAAAGCAUAUAUGUUUAGAAAUCUGAUUGUAUGCACGUCUGUAUGUAAUAUUGUUAGAAAACCCUCGAAAUGUAAUCCAAAACAAACACACACACACACACACACACAAACACACCCUUCACACACUAAGUUAAAUUAGCUGAUUUUCGAAAACAAUAAAAACAUGAAAAUGGUACACAAUAUAAAACGAA
Messenger RNA from Drosophila elegans, 6816 nucleotides. It is a transcript of the gene Su(z)2, whose product is annotated as protein suppressor 2 of zeste. Gene Ontology annotation, cellular component: PRC1 complex. Gene Ontology annotation, molecular function: metal ion binding; promoter-specific chromatin binding. Bases 320 to 4639 code for a protein of 1439 amino acids. The record is from RefSeq and is a predicted model, not a curated record. The transcript has 6 exons. Gene Ontology annotation, biological process: negative regulation of transcription by RNA polymerase II. Lineage: Eukaryota; Metazoa; Arthropoda; Insecta; Diptera; Drosophilidae.